Phytophthora nicotianae INRA-310 is the source of this 195-nucleotide messenger RNA. RefSeq lists its product as hypothetical. Lineage: Eukaryota; Oomycota; Peronosporomycetes; Peronosporales; Peronosporaceae. Bases 1 to 195 code for a protein of 64 amino acids. The record is from RefSeq and is a predicted model, not a curated record. The transcript has a single exon.
AUGGAUGCGCUACGUGGGGAGAAGCUGUUUGGUUCGGUUGCGGAAGAUGAUGUGAAUUUAUGCGAUGGAGCUGAAGGUGACGACGUCAGUAUUGGUAGCGUCGUCGAUGAUGAGCUGGAUGUGCCUGUGUUGCCACGGGAGGACUACGGAAGCGAAGUAGAGUCUGACAGUGACAGUGAGGACGACAGUGUAUAA